UCAGUCGUGUUUUUAUGGGUUGUUGUUUAUGUCGAUUGUAUUUUUUUGCGGAUUUAGAAAAGUAAAUUAUAUAGCGAAUUAGGUAGAUACAUAUUCUUUGCUAUUUAGUAUAAUUGUUAAGAAAGCCAUAAAGCUUAGCUGUGAAAAUAAACUUUAUUCCAACCCAUUAAUAUGGGGCAGGGCAAGAGCCAAUUUACAGAAGAAGAACUCCAAGAUUACGAGGAUCUCACGUAUUUCACAAAGAAGGAAGUGUUAUAUGCACAUCAGAAAUUCAAAGCGCUUGCCCCAGAAAAAGUGGGCCACAACAAGAAUGCCAAGCUGCCAAUGGCUAAAAUCCUACAAUACCCCGAACUAAGGGUCAACCCAUUUCGCGACAGGAUCUGCAAGGUAUUCAGUUCGAGUAAUGACGGAGACUGCACCUUUGAAGACUUCCUCGAUAUGAUGUCGGUGUUCAGUGAGAUGGCACCAAAAGCGGUCAAAGCUGAACAUGCUUUUAGAAUAUUUGAUUUUGAUGGUGAUGACAUGAUCGGCGUGUCUGAUCUCCGAGAGGUGAUAGAGAGACUAUGCGGUCCGGACCUGAAGCUGAGUGACUCGGAAAUACAGCAGUUGGUGCAGAACGUGCUAGAGGAGGCCGACCUUGAUGAUGACGGCGCCUUGUCAUUUGCAGAGUUUGAACAUAUCAUAGACAAAAGCUCUGAUUUCUGCCAUUCAUUCCGGAUAAGGUUGUAAAUUUUGUAGUUGACUGAACCUAACCAUAGUAACUUGCGGAUUUGGAGGUGGCAACAUUCACACAGCAGAUUUGAAUUGAGUAUUUUAAAAAUUCUUUAUAUAAGCUUAAGCACAAAUGAGCCGUGGACUAUAGUGAUGUGAAAUGGAAGCAGGCUUUACUUUGGAUAUCUUAUAAGACUGUUUAUUAAAGUUUAUACCACAACACUGCCAAAUAAGAACCUCUCAAAUAUUUACCACAGAAAAAAUUAGAAUCACUUAAUAAUCAUUUUACACAUGGAGCCUUGUGAACAGGCUUAAAAGGAGAGACUAAAUCAUAUUUAUGUUGUAUUAAUCAAUAAUUUUUAAAUUUUGUGAACUACCUAAGUACCUAGGUUUAAAUUUUUUAUAUUUCUCAAGUACAAGUCAUUAAAUCUCAAUUAACAAUGCAUUUCUACAAUGUAAUUUUACAAUGUUUAACAUUAGGUACCUAAAAAUAAUUUUAUGUGAUGGUGAUAAGUAGUCAAAGUAAAAUGUAAUCUCAAUAAAUGUCUUCCUAUUUUUUUUUACUUUAUUUAAAUAAGUAAGUGAAAGUGAAUCUCUUAUUUAAAUAUAAUUGUGUAUUUUAUGUUU
Amyelois transitella is the source of this 1338-nucleotide messenger RNA. RefSeq names its product calcium and integrin-binding protein 1. Lineage: Eukaryota; Metazoa; Arthropoda; Insecta; Lepidoptera; Pyralidae. The coding region runs from base 172 to 729 and encodes 185 amino acids. The record is from RefSeq and is a predicted model, not a curated record. The transcript has 5 exons. Gene Ontology annotation, molecular function: calcium ion binding.